This is a messenger RNA of Symbiodinium sp. CCMP2456, 1227 nucleotides long. Lineage: Eukaryota; Dinophyceae; Suessiales; Symbiodiniaceae. The record is from the annotation of a GenBank genome assembly.
AUGGGUUUCCUUUGGGACCGGCGGCUUGUCGGCGUCCCAUGCGUUCUGGCCGCUUCGGUGUUGCAGUAUGUGCGCUUUGCAAAGAAGCCCAUGGCAGCACCGUGCCAUAGGGUCACCGAAAGAGGGGCUCGACGUCUCCUCGUCAUUGGCCUGGUUGCCGAAUUCGUGUCCCUGGCUUUCCUGCCGCUGUCCCAGGCUUGCCCCAUGAACGCGUCGUGCCUCGUCUUCCUGUACUUCUGGAAGGAGUCGAAGCGAGCUCAAGUGUUGCAGCUGAGGGAGGCCGUUGGCGAGGUCUUUGUGUGCUUCCUGGCACUUAGCGCAUGGGCCCUGCCGUUCCUGGACCCGGGAGGACGUGACUGGCCAGAAGCGGUCCAGGCAGCGUCGCUCUUGGAAAAUCUCCUCGGUCCAAGGACCUGUGGUUACGUGGUUUUCCUGCUUCUCAGCGGGGCAGUGCUCUACAUGCUCUGCAGCUGCAAAGGUGUCCAGGGCAACGUCUUCGUGAGCUGCUUACCUCCUGCGUUGAACUUCGGCGUGUCGGCGCUGUUGCUAAAGGCGGCUGCGCAGGUCGCCUAUGGAAUCGUCCAGGCCCCACAGAGGAGUGAGCUGUGGGCGGCUCUGCCCGUCCUAUUGCUCCUGCUCUUCGCGGUCCGAAGCGCUGCAGCAUCACCGCUGCGCAGGGCACUGGAGGCCCAUGACACCCUGCGAGUCCUGGCAGCCUAUGGAGUGCUGUCGGGCAUCGCAGCGGCCGUCACCGGCGCGCUGAUCUACGGAGAGCUUGCCGGUUGGACGGUGGAGAAGCAGGGAACCUUUGCCGCGGUGUUGGCCCUGCACUGCUGGGGAAUGCGUGGCCUCGGGGCUACGGCGGAACCCAGAGGCUCCCCACCGCAGCAGAAGGCAAAGACGGAGGAGGAUGAAGGCAGCGGCAGGCGGCAAGUGGUUGAAUCGGAUCGCGCCGCCGAAAAGGCCCGGCAGACCCUGGAGAUGGGAGCUCGGAGUGCGGCGGCCCCGGCGCCCACAGCCGGUUCGGUCAAGGGCUCCGCAGUAGCACCUCCGGCAGAGGGCCCGUUGCUCAACUUCGAUGAGGCGGCCGCACGUCGCCGGACCGUGGACGACGACGCCAUGAUGGAGGAACAGCUUUUUGCUCGCGCGCUAGCGCCCCUCUCCACCGAAGAGGUGGACACGAAAGGCGCUGGCGAGGCUGCGCCACAGUUCGACGCUGACUUCGAG